UCACACACACACACACACACAGACACACAGACAGCUGUAGUCAUGAUCCUGACUGGUCAAUCUUUGUGUCUCCCCUCUGCUGCCACCGUCCAGGAGCUGUUCUCCGUGGCUCGGGACGCCAGCAUCAUCCCGGACAUCUCCCUGGAUCCCGUCCUCACCUCCUUCCUGUCCCUGGACUCCUCCGCGGCCCUGCAGCAUCAGUACGCCUCCUUACAGCGGGGCUUGAGCGGGGAGCAGCAGGCGGCGUUCGGCCUCCGCCUGACGGGAGAGCUAGGAGGCAGCAGGGUCACCUAUGGAGGGGUCGGGGUCGUUGCUCUGGCUCUGUCCCUGCUUUUUGACCAGGUUGCCCAACAAGUCAGAACCAUUGGAUCAGCAGAGGGGGAAGCUUCAGCUAACAGGUCCCAGGUUAAAAACAUUGUAGGCAUUAGCAGAUCUUCCAGGAUAGGCUGGAUCAUCCACAGCUUCCUGCGCCUGGUCCCUGGCAUCGCCAACGACCAGGAGAACAUGGCCGAGACGACGGAGCUCCACGACAACUGGCUGAAGCUGGAGCUGAUCGACCAUUACGAGAGGAUGACCAAGAAGAAGAGGAUGAGUUCAGCGUCCAUGCUGCAGUGGCUGGCAGGAGCUGCGUUUCAUCUGCACAUGAGGAUUCACCAGGUCCGUCUUAACUCUGUGCCUUUCGGAUCAGCCGAGUCACUGCGUCUUUCCUAUAAGUCUGCAGUAAGUUGCCUGGUUCAAGGAUACACAUCCUAUCUGCACAGAAACAUCAAGGAGACUCCAGCAUCCAGGAAAAAAACUCAGAGCAAGGAUAGUCAGUCGACCAGAGAAUACAAAUAUCAGCUGCUCAAGUAAUCACACUUCUAAUAGUAGCCUGGUAAGCAUCUCAAAGGAUAACUUUAAUGACACUGGCACACCCAACAUCACUGCAGAAAACCGUAGGCGUUGUAAAGCAAAUACACCAAGUGGAGACUUUGGACUUAAGGUGACAAACAGAGGCAAGGUGUCUAUUGAAAUAAACCGAGAGAUAGUCAAUAAUUCGAUUGGAUACGAGGACGUUCAGGGUCUGUUAGUAAUUGAGCCGUGGAGGAAUGUGAGUCACAAUGUGCAGCACCACCCCUGCAAGUCUCCGGCCAUACAACAAGCUCUGGUGAUGCGUAUAAUAAACGCUCAGGACUUCGAGAGGAACAGAAACUUUUUCCUGUACCAGGAGAAAUCCUUCCUCAGCCUCCUCAGGCAGAGGGACGAUUUCGAGUUGAAGACAAAUUAGACAGAAUUCAAAAGUAACUAAGUACAUUUACUGCAUAACAGUACUUGUGUUCUAAUACCUUUUACAUACUAUGGAUCUCAGCUGCAUAAGUUACUUGACAUAUUCAUAGUUAUGCUUACAAAACAAGUGAAGUGCUUAUAAAAUGUAAUGUUUGGUUACAAAAAUAUCUUUAGUUUACUUUAAUUAGUUUCAAAUAGGUGUUUAAUGUGUUGUCCUGCAUGGUGGCUUUUCUGAUCUGAUUGUCAGUCUUUACUUGUAGUUUCAUUUAUUGCUUGUAUCUUUGUGGGUUUCAUUUUUGGCAUUUAUACAAAUAAACUCAAUCAUGAAA
Molecule: messenger RNA, 1595 nt
Organism: Eleginops maclovinus (Patagonian blennie)
Lineage: Eukaryota; Metazoa; Chordata; Actinopteri; Perciformes; Eleginopidae
Exons: 3
Coding region: 43-852 (269 amino acids)
Source: RefSeq, a predicted model, not a curated record